AGACAAAUAUAUAAUAAGCAACAUAUAUAUGUGAUGAUUUUAAUUUACAGUAUGAAAACUAUAAAAUUAUUAUAUUUGGCAUAAUUAUACAAACAUUUAAAUAUGUGAGUAACAAUAAAAAUAUAUAAUAAUUAUGUAAAACAAAUAUCUAUAUAUAUAAAUGUGAAAAUAUAUACCCGCACGAUUGUGCGGGUGGAAAUCUAGUAUGUAUUAUUGUUACAGUUCGAAUGAAGGUAAAAUAAAACUAUCUUGUGGUUCGGUUCUAAGUUAAAACCGAGUUUUAGUGUGAAGAAAAAAUUGUCCCACAUCGGUGGUUGUGCGAGAUGAUUGUUUUCUCUGUGGGGUAUAAAAUGGGAAUGAGUUGGUAGAAAUAGAACUUACCCGUUUCUGUCAGAGGUAGGAUGAUUCGUCAAUGAUCGUUUAGUGACGACGAAUCGUGCCUCCAAAAUUUGACGGACAUUAUUUAAACAAAGGCGAAUGGGCCUGGCCUUACUUUGGUUGGUGCCUGCUCGUCAAUUUUUGGAAGCCUCGAUACAAAUCGAGGUUCAACCCUUGAUAUAUCAAAAUAAUUUUAAGUUAACCAGAUGUGAAAACUGUUUUGUUUACCAAAAAAAAAAAUGUGAAAACUGCUUGCAAAAUUCCGACCGGAUUCGCCAAAAUUAAAUUUCCUAAACCAGCUAGGGUUCAAAAGAUAUUAACUUCAUUCUUCACCCUUUGGCGGUCAUAUAGUGUUGUUUCAGUGUUGUUGUUGUAUCUUCAAAUCAUUAAUGGAAUACAUAAAUUAUUAUUUUGUCGACGCGAGUAGACAUAGGCAUGUUAACCCAAACCGAAAACCGAACCAAUGUUAAAAAAAAUUCCAUACGGGUUUAGAAUUCAACUAGUCCAGAUACCCGUACCUGAUUGGUUAUAUAUGAUAUCCAAACCAAUUAACCGAAGUAGCCGAAUAUAUAUAUAUAUAUAUAUAUAUAUAUAUAUAUAUAUAUAUAUAUAUAUAUAUAUAUCACCAAUCCUAAACUUACAUCUUCCAUUUUCAUUCAUCUUUUUGUCUUCUCCUUCUUCAAGGUAUAUGUUCAGUACAUACUCAAACUCAUUUUAUGACCGAUUACAUGUAUGAAUUACUAUAUUUUGCGAUUUCGAUUUAUAUUUGAUUACAAGUAGUAUUUGCGAUUUGUUUUCUCUCUGCUAUUUACACAAGCAUGAGCUCAAUCAUUCAUGAUAUCAUUCAGGUUUGAUUUCUAUUUGAUUUUGAUGUUUCUUUGAUUUUGAUUUAUGAAUAGAUGGAUUUUUACCAUUUUCUAUUCAAGAUAAUACAAAUAGAAAUUACACGAAGAAAAAGAAUACAUGCUCAUGUUCUUCAACGUAAUAACAAAUCAAAAAGAUCAUAAAUUUUAUAUUAAGUUGUUCAAUCUUUUAAAUUCAACAGUAUUGUUUCUGGCCUCGCAUGAUCAAAUAAAAGAUAUAUAAUUUUUUUUUAUUAUUUGUUACACAGUUUGGUUAUACCCGAAAUAACCCGAACCUGAUCAAAAGUAUAAAUUAAUCCGAACGGGCUCUGUACCUCUCCAUUCGAAAACCCGAAAAUCGGAAGCAACCGAUCUGAACACGAACGGGUAUCUGAACGCCCAUGCCUAGACACGAGUAUAACACAUUACCGUUUUAAGGAGAGAAGCAACCUCUAUUCGUUACGUUGCUGAUGAGUGUUCCACCUCCGUUUGCUCUGUCCCGGGUCGGGUCAGGUCAAAUUUGGGGCGGUUUCUGGAUUGCACCACGCGGUCCACACCCUUCGUUCAAACCCCAAUACUUGGGAAAGCUUGUGGGGUCCCGUGGGAAAGGUUAAUGACAUUGCGGUGGUUGUCUCCCGUGGAGAGUAUUUGCAUAAUCGUUGUGUUUCGAGGAUUGUGCAUUUCGACAUAAAGCCACAAAACAUACUCAUGGACAAACAUACUCAUUUCAGACAUUCGUUGAUGAAUACUCGGAUCAUGGCGGAGCUAUGUGGGUGGGAGGGGGGUCAGCUGACCCCUGUGAUUUUUAUAAAACAUGAAUUUCACUUAUAUAUUUUAGGUAGUUUUCAGAAUAUUUGGUUAAAAACCUUUAGUUUGACCCCCAUAACUCAAGACUAAUUCUUUCUUUUGACCCACUUUAAUAUCUUCUUAACAAUUUUACAUAAUUAGUUUAGUAAAUGACCCAUCUAAAAUGUGAUGCUAGCUCCGCCAUUCAUGACGAUCCGGUCACAGUGAUUGAUGAAAAGCGUACGUACAAUGUAAAAGCUCCUGCCAGACACCCUAUAUACGAAAACUUCCGGGUCAAGACUUUUAAAGCCCUAUUGACUUCCGCAACAUCAGAUGAGCAACUUACUGCUCUUGGAGGACUUCUUUAUCAGUGUCACUAUAGCUACAGCGCGUGCGGACUAGGAUCAGACGGAACAAACAGGCGGGUCCAGUUAGUACAAGGGAUGCAGCAUAACAAGUCUAAAACCGACGAUGGGACUUCGGAUGGAGCCAAAAUCACAAGUGGUGGCUCCGGUUAUUGGCCGUAACUCAUUGCGCAGCAGCCAACAAAUACACUUGUAUAUCAUUGAUGUGGUCAACAUUUAUGUAUAUUAUUUUAUGUCCUUUCACAUAUUAUUAUUAUGUAUAUUGGAUGUUUUAAGAUUCAGCAGAGAUACAAAGCAGCAACCGGGUAUUUGCCACUCAUUUUCGAAGGUUCAUCACCUGGAGCUGGCAAGUUUGGUUACCUCCGGAUCCGACGUCAUAUCUCGCUCUAAUUUCACCCAUUGAGACUUUCUCUACUUUUGGUAUAAACUUAUUAUUUUUAUUUAUU
Molecule: messenger RNA, 2817 nt
Organism: Brassica rapa (field mustard)
Lineage: Eukaryota; Viridiplantae; Streptophyta; Magnoliopsida; Brassicales; Brassicaceae
Product: L-arabinokinase
Biological process (GO): galactose metabolic process
Cellular component (GO): cytosol
Molecular function (GO): L-arabinokinase activity; galactokinase activity
Source: RefSeq, a predicted model, not a curated record